CAUGCAGGCUGUAGACGCUCUUCACCACUGGCGAGUUUUUCCUCCUUCCCUCCCUCUCUCUUCCACCCAUCUUGCAUGUGCUACGUUUACCGAGCCUGACACAUCUCUCUCCAGCGGCAUCGGACACUGCGGGGGGAACAAGCCCACUAUGGAUUGCUAAAACUCGGGCUUCUUCUUCUCUUUUCCUUCCUUCUCCUUCGCCUUGUGUCCUCCUCCUCUAUGUAUCUCCACAGUUCUUAAGGGACGGAAAAUGAGGAUUAUUUACCCGCACUUUCUCGGGGUGUUUUCCGCCCUAUGGGGACUGGCGACUGGGGCUUUCCCCAGCAGCGUUCAGAUAGGUGGUCUGUUUAUCAGGAACACGGAUCAAGAGUACACAGCAUUUCGAUUGGCUAUCUUCCUGCACAACACCAGCCCCAAUGCCACAGAGGCUCCUUUCAACCUGGUACCCCAUGUCGACAACAUCGAGACAGCUAACAGCUUCGCCGUCACAAAUGCCUUCUGUUCACAGUACUCGCGGGGUGUGUUUGCCAUCUUCGGCCUGUACGACAAGCGUUCGGUGCACACCCUGACGUCGUUCUGCAGCGCUCUGCACAUCUCCCUGGUCACGCCCAGUUUCCCCACGGAGGGGGAGGGCCAGUUCACCCUGCAGCUCCGCCCCUCUAUCAGAGGAGCUCUGCUGUCCCUGCUGGACCACUACGACUGGAGCCGCUUCGUAUUCCUCUACGACACAGACAGAGGUUACGCCAUCUUACAGGCAAUCAUGGAGCGUGCAGGUCAAAACGGUUGGCAGGUGAGUGCCAUCUGUGUGGAGAGUUUCAACGAGGCAGCGUACCGUCGUCUGCUAGAAGACCUGGACCGCCGCCAGGAGAGGAAGUAUGUCAUCGACCUAGAGCCUGAGCGACUGCAGUGCAUUCUAGAACAGGCCAUUAGUGUGGGAAAACAUGUCAAAGGCUACCAUUACAUCUUGGCCAACCUCGGUUUUAAAGACAUAUCUCUAGAGAGGUUUAUGCAUGGUGGGGCUAACGUCACAGGGUUCCAGUUGGUUGACUUCAGUAAGCCCAUGGUCCUCAAACUGAUGCAGCGCUGGAACAAACUGGACCAGAGAGAGUACCCAGGCUCUGACAGCCCACCCAAGUACACCUCGUCUCUGACAUAUGAUGGGGUGUUGGUGAUGGCCGAAGCCUUUAGGAACCUGCGUCGUCAGAAGAUAGACAUCUCCCGUAGAGGAAAUGCUGGAGACUGUCUGGCCAACCCAGCUGCUCCCUGGAACCAGGGCAUAGACAUGGAACGCACACUCAAACAGGUGCGUAUCCAGGGCCUAACAGGUAACAUCCAGUUUGACCACUACGGCCGCAGAGUCAACUACACCAUGGACGUGUUUGAACUGAAGAGCAACGGACCACAACGGAUUGGCUACUGGAAUGACAUUGACAAACUGGUUCUGGUCCAAAAUGAGGUGUUGUUGUCCAAUGACAGCACCAGCUUGGAGAACAGGACAGUCGUCGUGACAACUAUCAUGGAAGGUCCGUAUGUGAUGCUGAAGAAGAACUGGGAGAUGUUUGAGGGGAAUGACCAGUUCGAGGGCUACUGCGUGGACUUGGCCUCAGAGAUCGCCAAACACAUCGGCAUCAAGUACAAGAUUGCCAUCGUCCCUGACGGCAAGUACGGAGCCAGAGACCCCGAGACCAAGAUCUGGAAUGGCAUGGUGGGAGAACUGGUCUAUGGGAAAGCAGAGAUAGCAGUAGCCCCUCUGACUAUAACCCUGGUCCGUGAGGAGGUGAUAGACUUCUCUAAGCCCUUUAUGUCCUUGGGGAUCUCCAUCAUGAUCAAGAAGCCCCAGAAAUCUAAACCUGGAGUGUUCUCCUUCCUGGACCCUCUGGCCUACGAGAUCUGGAUGUGCAUCGUCUUCGCUUACAUAGGAGUCAGUGUGGUGCUGUUUCUGGUGAGUCGUUUCAGUCCAUAUGAGUGGCAUGCAGAGGAGCCAGAAGAGGGCUCUACUGAGCCAGGCCCCAAUGACCAGCCACCCAAUGAGUUUGGCAUUUUCAACUCUCUCUGGUUCUCACUGGGGGCCUUCAUGCAGCAGGGCUGCGACAUCUCACCACGGUCUCUGUCGGGGCGUAUAGUGGGUGGCGUGUGGUGGUUCUUCACUCUCAUCAUCAUCUCGUCCUACACGGCCAACCUGGCUGCCUUCCUCACAGUGGAGAGGAUGGUGUCGCCCAUAGAGAGUGCUGAGGAUCUGGCCAAGCAGACGGAGAUCGCCUACGGAACACUGGACUCAGGCUCCACCAAGGAGUUCUUCAGGAGGUCAAAGAUUGCGGUAUAUGAGAAGAUGUGGUCCUAUAUGAAGUCUGCUGAGCCCUCUGUCUUCGCUAAGACCACAGCGGAGGGCGUGGCUCGCGUCCGCAAGUCCAAAGGGAAGUACGCUUUCCUCCUGGAGUCCACCAUGAAUGAGUACACGGAACAACGCAAGCCCUGCGACACCAUGAAGGUUGGAGGCAACCUGGACUCCAAGGGAUAUGGCAUCGCCACACCUAAAGGCUCACAGCUAAGAAAUGCGGUCAACCUGGCCGUGUUAAAACUCAACGAGCAGGGCCUGUUGGACAAAUUGAAAAAUAAAUGGUGGUACGACAAGGGAGAGUGUGGCAGCGGGGGAGGGGACUCCAAGGACAAGUCCUCCCAGGCCCUGAGCCUGAGCAACGUGGCUGGGGUCUUCUACAUCCUGGUGGGGGGUCUGGGCCUAGCCAUGCUGGUGGCCCUGGUCGAGUUCUGCUACAAGUCGCGUGCCGAGGCCAAGCGCAUGAAGCUGCCCUUCACAGAAGCCAUGCGGAACAAGGCUCGGCUGUCAAUCACGGGCAGUGUGGGUGAGAAUGGGCGUGUCUUAACACCGGACUGCCCUAAGGCCGUCCAUGCUGGCCACUCCCUCAGACACCCAGGGCUUACCCUACCAUCGGGCCUACCCUGAAAACCAAAAACACACACUGUGCCUUAACCACACACACGGCUACGUCAUUACCACCCCGACGCCACACACACAGACACACAGACCAGAGACCGCCAGCAAGCUAACAGCAACAACAGGGAGAGAGGAGGGACAAAUAUGAUGAUCACCAUCACACUAAAAUCCCAAUUUGAGCUCCAUGAAACAAGGACAACAAGGUGACAAACUAACAGUUAGAACACUGACGACGUGGAACCGAAAAGAAUAACAGAGAAAGAUAAAAAUGGUGAUGACGAUGGUGAUGAUGAAGACUUUGAGCACUGUCAUGAGCAGGCAGACAUUACUUUAUCUGCUCCAAUGUGAUAGACUGCGUCCUCUAACAAGCCACACCCCUGAUCCCCUACCAGGAAACAAUGCUUUAGGACAAACCUUCAUCAUCUUCACUUGCCUACGAAGAAUAAGCUCCAGGCGAAUCACUUAUAAGACCAGAAAACUGUAAACCUGAAAACGUUGGACUGUACAAACCUGCUCUUUCUCCAUGAACUGUUCAGACGAACAUGCUUUUACAACGCUUUGGUUAGCGUCUCGCAAACACAAUGCAGAGAUCACUGAAGUUACCGUAAUAGACGAAAACUCAACUGAUAUCUCCAAACUCAUAUGGCUAACACGACCGUAGGAUUCACAGGGGUUUAUAAAAAAUGAAAAUUUGAAAAAAGAGUAAUAGUUACUGAAAUGAUCCAUUAUAAUGACAGUAACGCUAAAUAACAACUAGAUGUAUCACUUCUCUGGGCAGGGAACAGAGGUAAAGCUGUACAUUCUGUGAAAAGUGAAGAAAACGUAUCAAAGUUCACCCCCCAUAUAAGGUAUUGUUUUUGACCAGGGCCACAUUUAGCCAUCUAGAGCGCUGGUCUAAAGUAGUCCACUAAAUGGGGGACAGGGUGUCACGUGAGACAUGGACAUGUUGUUUUCCAGUGGAGAGAGAGAAGGUACUGACUGUUUCAGAAGCUUGCAUUUUAAAAACUGUUGUAAAUUACUGUGUAGCAAAACUGAACUCACCUCUCUUUUUUAACCAUCUUAGGUAAUAAUUCAUUGCAAUAAUGAAUAUAAGAAAAUGCCACUUGUAAUUAUGAAUACAUCUUUUUAUAAAUACAUAUUAUAUAUAAUACAAAUGAAUAUAUAUAUAUAUAUACACACACACGUCUAUAGAGAGCUAUAGAAAAUGAUAUGAUCACCAUUGAGUGAGGCCAUGACACCUUUGAGGCCAUGACAUCUGUUCUGUUAAAGGGUGUUUUGAUAAUGAUAAUGAUUAUGUUCCAGUCUUUGUAUGUCCUAAUCCACACUGAAUGUCAAUCUGACACUCACAAUCACAUUUACAAACACACAUUGUCACUUACACAGUGUCAACUCUUACAGAACGAUCUUUGACAUCACAUGACAUGUCCCUUUCUUUCUAGUUGUUUGUUCCCCGUUUUUAUUUUGUUUUUUUGUCCACCAUUUUGAGAACAUAGCCUCUGUUCGUACAAUAGUCCCAGAUCUUCAUGUUUAUUCCUGUGAAAGGGUUAUUUUGUCUGGCCGUCUUCUGUUUUAAUGUCUAUUGCAGCUGUCUGGGUGGGCUAAGAGGAAAGGGAGAAAGAAAAAAGAACUAAAAUAACUAAAUUCAAGUUUUUUUUCUUCAAAGUACCACACGUUUAAAAUGAAAGAGUUCUAACUGAACGGUGGAGUUUGGUGGCAUUGACAGCAGUUGCGUGGGUAGUAUUGCCUUGGCCCUGGCAUUUUGAGCACUGUGUAUCUCCUCUCCUCUCCUCCACUCUUCUCCUCCCACUGACAGGGUCCUGCCUAAACUGAGUGUCAAUGCACACAAAGUCACCUUGCCCUUGACAUUAAACCCUUGACCUUCUCUAGCUUUGACCUUUCUACUCUUAUAGGCACUGACAUGACCAGUCAGUAUUUAAACUCUCACUCUGAGCCCUAGUCUUUUUCUCUCUCCCUCUCUUAACCCUCUAGAGCUUACAAGAUAUUUAGGUUGUUGUUUUAGUGUUCGAUCUCCCACCAAAUGAACUAACCCCAAGCAGGCACUCCUACCUGUGUAUCGUUGAAGCAGACAGGCUGACUGCUGGCUAACUACUAACCACCUUAGGUUUUUCUGGGUUUAACACAAUCUUUCUUUGUAUUAGGUUUCUUUUUCUAGUAAAAUAUCAACCCCUCUUUUCUCUGUGUAUUUCUUUAACCUCUGGCAUCGGUGCGCUCUUCCACCCCCCCCCCGUGGAACGGUUGAGCUAACGUAGGCUAAUGUAAUUAGCAUGAAGUUGUAAUUAACAAGAACAUUUCCCAAGACACAGACAUGUCUGAUAUGGGCAGAAAGCAUACAUUUGUGUUAAUCUAACCGCACUGUCCAAUUUACAGUAGCCAUUACAGUGAAAUAAUACCAUGCUAUUGUUUGAGGAGAGUGCACAGUUAUGAACUUGAAAAUGUAUUAAUAAACCAAUUAGGCACAUUUGGGCAGUCUUGAUACAACAUUUUGAACAUAUAUGCAAUGGUUCAUUGGAUCAGUCUAAAACUUUGCACAUACCCCGCUGCCAUCUAGUAGCCAAAAUCAAAAUGUUGCCUGGGCUGGAAUAAUACAUUAUGGCCUUUUUCUUGCAUUUCAAAGAUGAUGGUACAAAAAAAUACAAAGAUCUAAUGUGUUAUAUUCUCCAAAAUUAAUUUCACAUUUCCACAAACUUCAAAGUGUUCCCUUUCAAAUGGUGUCAAGAAUAUGCAUAUCCUUGCUUCAGGUCCUGAGCUACAAGCAGUGGGAUUUGGGUAUGUCAUUUUAGGUGAAAAUUGAGGUAUGGAUCCUUAAGAAGUACGAACAACAUAUUUGGUUGUACUGUGUAUGACUUCAAGAUGAUAGUUUCUGAAGAGUUAUUGGAGAAGACCCUUCCAGAAAUAUAGUGUAGUUACUCAUUUUCCACAUGGAAAUGAUGACAAUGACAUUAUUGGCAAUAACUAUAGCUAUCAUUGACAUUUACAUAACAUUUAUAUCGCCAUCGGCAUUGAGUGAACAGAAUAUUAGGAACACCUGCUUUCCCAUGACACAGACUGACCAGGUGAAUCCAGGUGAAACCUAUGAUGCCUUGAAACCUAUUGAUGUCACCUGUUAAAUCCACUUCAAUCAGUGUAGAUGGGGAGGAGGGGAGGAGACAGGUUAAAUUAGGACUUUUAAGACUUGAGAAAAUUGAGACAUGGACUCUGUAUGUGUCAUUCAGAGGGUGAAUGGGCAAGAUUUUUUUUCCAGUACCUUUGAACAGGGUAUGGUAGUAGGUGCCAGGCACACUGGUUCGAGUGUGUCAAGAACUGCAACGCUGAUGGGUUUGAAUGGUGAAUGAACAGAUAUGAUAACCAGUAGGUAUUUUACUGGACAUAUAUGAUAACCAGUAUGUAUUUCACUGGUCAGAUAUGAUAACCACUAGGUGUUUUACUAGACAGAUAUAACCACUAGGUGUUUUACUAGACAGAUAUAACCACUAGGUGUUUUACUAGACAGAUAUAACCACUAGGUAUUUUACUGGACAGAUAUAACCACUAGGUAUUUUACUGGACAGAUAUGAUAACCACUAGGUAUUUUACUGGACAGAUAUGAUAACCAGUAGGUAUUUUACUAGACAGAUAUGAUAACCAGUAGGUAUUUUACUAGACAGAUAUAACCACUAGGUAUUUUACUAGACAGAUAUAAGGGAUAUUUUCAGUUUUUCCACAGUUGAGGAGCCAAACUGCUGCAAAUAUUUUCUAUUCUACACAAUUCGUUGUUUAUUUAGUUAUUAAACAUCAUUCAAGACACGUUUCACCAGUGAAAAAGGACAAUUUAAUCCAAUAGUAUUUGACCUAAAAACCUAAGCCAGUCAGCAGCUGAAGCAGAUCCUUUCAUAUAGAUCCUUUCAUCCUUGCAGAAACAGACAACAGAAAUCCCAACGUUUAUGAAAAGCCUAGUCUUUGUGAUUUAAACUUCCUACUCUGUGUGUGUGUGUGUAUAUACAGUUGAAAUAGGAAUUUUACAUACAGUUAGGUUGGAGUCAUUAAAAUUAGUUUUUCAACCACUCCACAAAUUUCUUGUUGACAAACUAUAGUUUUGGAAAGUCAAUUAGGACAUCUACUUUGAGCAUGACGAAUAAUUUUCCAACAAUUGUUUACAGACAGAUUAUUUCACUUAGAAUUCACUGUAUUACAAUUCCAGUAGGUCAGAACUUUACAUACACUAAGUUGACUGUGCCUUUAAACAGCUUGGAAAAUUCCAGAAAAUGAUGUCAUGGCUUAAGGAGCUUCUGUUAGGCUAAUUGACAUCAUUUGAGUCAAUUGGAGGACCACGCAGCCGUCAUACCACGCAAACCGAAGAACACCAUCCCAACCAUGAAGCACGGGGGUGGCAGCGUCAUGGUGUGGGGGUGCAUUUGCUGCAGGAGGGACUGGUGCACUUCAAAAAGUGGAUUGCUUCAUGAGGAAGGUAAAUUAUGUGGAUAUAUCGAA
Messenger RNA from Oncorhynchus keta (chum salmon), 7441 nucleotides. It is a transcript of the gene gria4a, whose product is annotated as glutamate receptor, ionotropic, AMPA 4a. The record is from RefSeq and is a predicted model, not a curated record. NCBI's taxonomy places the organism in Eukaryota, Metazoa, Chordata, Actinopteri, Salmoniformes, Salmonidae. Gene Ontology annotation, cellular component: AMPA glutamate receptor complex; dendritic spine; plasma membrane. Gene Ontology annotation, biological process: modulation of chemical synaptic transmission; monoatomic ion transport; synaptic transmission, glutamatergic. The transcript has 18 exons. Gene Ontology annotation, molecular function: transmitter-gated monoatomic ion channel activity involved in regulation of postsynaptic membrane potential; AMPA glutamate receptor activity. Bases 251 to 2962 code for a protein of 903 amino acids.